UGUUCUACUCCUGUAUAGGGCUGAGGUCGAGUGUUGAGUUGAGAGAGCACAGAGAAAAGCAGCCUUACCCAAAAGCCAACAAUCCAUCACAAGGACCUGACAGCCCAGAGGUCGCAGAUGCAGCACGCAGAGACACAACCAGACCACAAGAGUGAUGUCGUCCAGAGUCAGACAGAGGAACAGGAGCAGAGUGCUGAGGGGGGGAAACUGGCUGCCGAGCAGCAGCAGCAGAAGCAGCAGCCAGGCUUUGACAUGAUCUACACCAUAGAGGAUGUCCCGCCGUGGUACCUCUGCAUUCUACUGGGCCUCCAGCACUACCUGACGUGUUUUAGCGGGACCAUCGCUGUGCCCUUCCUGUUAGCGGAGGCCAUGUGCGUGGGAAAGGACCAGAACACUGUCAGUCAGCUGGUGGGAACCAUCUUCACCUGCGUGGGAAUCACCACACUUAUACAAACCACCUUUGGAGUCAGGUUACCUCUUUUCCAGGCCAGUGCUUUUGCUUUCCUCAUCCCUGCUCAAGCUAUCCUAGGGCUGGAUAGAUGGAAAUGUCCCUCUGAAGAGGAGAUUUAUGGGGACUGGAGUCUUCCUCUGAACACCUCCCACAUCUGGCACCCAAGGAUGAGAGAGAUCCAGGGUGCCAUCAUAGCGUCCAGUGCAGUGGAGGUGGUCAUCGGGCUGGUGGGUCUCCCUGGUCUCCUGUUGGACUACAUCGGGCCCCUGACCGUCACCCCCACCGUGUCCCUCAUCGGCCUGUCUGUCUUCCAGACAGCUGGGGACAGAGCCGGCUCUCACUGGGGCCUCUCAGCACUGUGCAUCUUCCUCAUCGUGCUAUUUGCUCAGUACCUGAGGAACUGGUCCUUCCCUUUCCUCACCUACAACAGGAAGAAAGGCUUCGGCGUCACCAGGUUCCAGAUCUUCAAGAUGUUCCCGAUUAUCAUGGCCAUCAUGUUGGUGUGGCUGCUGUGUUACAUCCUGACCCUGACCGACGUGCUGCCCAGUGACCCCAGCAAGUACGGACAGAAGGCACGCACCGAUGCGCGUGGUGACAUCAUGACCCUCUCCCCCUGGUUCCGCUUCCCCUACCCCUGUCAGUGGGGGUUGCCCACGGUGACCAUCGCCGGAGUGCUGGGCAUGUUCAGUGCCACGCUAGCUGGCAUUAUAGAGUCUAUCGGGGACUAUUACGCCUGUGCUCGCCUCUCAGGGGCACCUCCGCCACCUGUCCAUGCCAUCAACAGGGGUAUUUUCACAGAGGGGGUGUGCUGCAUUAUAGCAGGACUGCUGGGUACAGGAAAUGGCUCCACCUCCUCCAGUCCCAACAUUGGAGUUCUGGGAAUCACUAAGGUGGGCAGCAGGAGAGUGGUGCAAUACGGUGCAGCCAUAAUGUUCCUGUUAGGAACAGUGGGGAAAUUCACUGCCCUCUUCUCUUCUCUGCCUGACCCCAUUCUAGGUGGCAUGUUCUGCACCUUGUUCGGUAUGAUCACGGCUGUGGGCUUGUCCAACCUGCAGAGCGUAGACCUCAACUCCUCUAGGAAUCUCUUUGUCCUCGGUUUCUCCAUGUUCUUCGGUCUCAUGCUGCCCAGUUACCUAGACCUGCACCCUGGCUGCAUCAAAACAGGAGUUGCAGAGGUGGAUCAAAUCCUCACAGUGCUCCUAACCACUGAGAUGUUUGUUGGUGGCUUCCUGGCGUUUGCUCUGGAUAACACCAUCCCAGGCACAAGGAAGGAGAGAGGGCUGUUGGACUGGAAGGGUGAUGAGGGCAGUGAGGGAAGCUCAGCAAACAUACAUGCUACUUAUGACUUCCCCAUUGGAAUGAGCUGCGUUAGGAAGAUCAGCUGCCUGCGCUAUCUCCCCAUCUGCCCCAGCUUCCAAGGCUUCAGGCAGCGCAAACGGAAGGACAGCAUGCAGGAAAACAACGAGGAUGAAUUAAGAGAGAGGACUGAGAGUGUACGCAUGGACACAACAAUUACCUUGGCCUGCACCAAAGUAUAGUAAAAGUUCAAUGAUUCAUUUUUUAGAUUAUUUUUAUACUGAGGUGCGAUUUUCACAGCUAUUUAUUGUUUUGGACACUUACAAAUGCACAAUGUUGCAUUGUUGUGACUGGAAUAUUAUUUACUAGAGCACAUAACUCACCAUUUAUCUUGGAGGUUUGGUCUACCAUCGCCGUUUUCUUACUCACCACCACGUUUUUAUAGCAUCUAUUAUUGGUCUACGCUGAAGAACAAAGAGCCAUAUAUUCAGACACAUACUGACCUUAUGCUUGUAUACAGACUGUAUCUGAAGAAGCAGAGACAACAUUAGCAGUGUUUUUUGUAUUUUAUUAAGUCUUUCUUGUGUACAAAAUGAACAAGUAAUGAUCGUGUCUCUCUUCUAACGAUCGGAACUCAAUCUGAGGUAAAGCAAAACAUUUAUGAUAUAAAAUGAAAGUGUAAUAUAUUAAAACAUUCCUAUUUUUGACUAUGUUAAAUGUUGGUUUACAUUAUUAAGUGUGACAAUAAAAUGUUAAAUCAGA
This is a messenger RNA of Salvelinus fontinalis (brook trout), 2509 nucleotides long. Its product is annotated as solute carrier family 23 member 1-like. NCBI's taxonomy places the organism in Eukaryota, Metazoa, Chordata, Actinopteri, Salmoniformes, Salmonidae. Gene Ontology annotation, cellular component: membrane. Gene Ontology annotation, biological process: transmembrane transport. Gene Ontology annotation, molecular function: transmembrane transporter activity. The coding region runs from base 118 to 1989 and encodes 623 amino acids. The transcript is spliced from 14 exons. The record is from RefSeq and is a predicted model, not a curated record.